Molecule: messenger RNA, 914 nt
Organism: Darwinula stevensoni
Lineage: Eukaryota; Metazoa; Arthropoda; Ostracoda; Podocopida; Darwinulidae
Source: the annotation of a GenBank genome assembly
AUGCGGUCGAGCAAGUUCUUCCGAGAAUUCGCGAAACUCUUGACCCGCCUUGGCCCUCACCGGAGCUCGAAGGCCGAUAAGGUCACGUGGGUAUUAUCGCCCCGAGUGGAUGUCGAGUGGGCGCCGCGCCGAGUGGAUGGCCGGGGAGCACAUUCGCAUCAGUCCCUGUGGCUUCUGUUGCCUCCUUCGCACGUCUGCAGCAUGCCCACGAUGAAUCUGAAGAAGCUCGUCAUCAGCAGCCAAGCGAUCCGGGAGACUCUGGCCGAGUUUCUCGGUACCUUCAUCCUCAUGCUGAUGGCGAACGGGUGUGCAGCCCAAGUGAUCUUGAGCAAGGAUUCGUAUGGCAACUUCUUCACCAUCAAUGUGGCCAGUGGGAUCGCCGUCGCCUUUGGCGUCAUGGCGUCUGGGGGCAUCUCGGGGGGUCACAUAAACCCGGCGGUGACUCUGGGAUUCGCGGCGAUCGGGAAAUGCCCCUGGAGGAAGCUGCCUCACUAUUGGCUGGGCCAAUACCUUGGCGCCUUCGCUGCGUCCGUCCUCCUCUACGGCAUCUACUCCGACGCGCUGGACUUCUACGACGGUGGGAACCGGACGGUGGAGGGUAAACUGGCGACGGCUGGCCUCUUCGCUGCCUAUCCCAAUCCCAAUGGCUUCCUCUCCACUGGCAUCGGCUUCCUCGAUUCCCUGGUGGGGACGGCCAUGCUUCUACUCCUGGCAUGUGCCGUGAUCGACGAGAGGAACAUGCAGGUGUCGAAGGCCCUGUUCCCGAUGUACAUCGGGGCGAUCGUGGCGCUGAUCGGGAUGUCCUUGGGAUGGAACUGCGCCUAUCCCAUCAACCCGGGGAAGGACAUUGCGGCGCGGUUCUUCACGGCCAUUGCGGGGUGGAGCUUCGACGUCUUCACGUGAGUAUUUUUUUU